Molecule: messenger RNA, 495 nt
Organism: Prunus armeniaca (apricot)
Lineage: Eukaryota; Viridiplantae; Streptophyta; Magnoliopsida; Rosales; Rosaceae
Source: the annotation of a GenBank genome assembly
AUGGGGAUAGCAGCUGCACUAGGACUGCUUUCACCUUUCCCAUUCUACUAUUGGCUAUGGACUUACCCACAAACAUGGGUUGACCUGUGUGGGAAAGGGCGUGACCCAUGCACAGUGAUGGCUUAUGUGUCUCAUUUCCUCAAGCUGAUUCAGUUCCUCUCUCUCUUCUCAGUCUCCACCUUCACUUGGCCUCCCCUUCUUUACUUCUGGCCCCUCAUUGCCUUCGGCCAGUUCCUCAACUUCAGGGUCUAUCAGUUGCUCGGCGAAUCUGGUACUUAUUAUGGAGUACGUUUUGGGAAGAACAUUCCCUGGGUGACAGAAUUUCCAUUUGGUUACAUAAAAGAUCCUCAGUAUGUGGGAAGUAUUUUAAGUCUUCUCGCAUGCCUGUGGUGGGUACCAUUUCGAUACAUUUUGUUGUGGACGUUGGGCUAUGUUGUAAUGAUACUAGUGGAGUCAAAGGAAGAUCCUACAACUCGUGCAAAGCCAACAUCAUAA